Molecule: messenger RNA, 2081 nt
Organism: Scophthalmus maximus (turbot)
Lineage: Eukaryota; Metazoa; Chordata; Actinopteri; Pleuronectiformes; Scophthalmidae
Product: fibroblast growth factor-binding protein 1
Exons: 2
Coding region: 393-1076 (227 amino acids)
Biological process (GO): cell-cell signaling
Molecular function (GO): growth factor binding
Source: RefSeq, a predicted model, not a curated record
AAAGCUCUUUAGAAUAACCCCCUCACCCCCCAUCCUCUGUGAAGACACGCAGAUCCAUCAGGGUUAGUUAACAGUCUCUUUGAUCUUCGGCUGAGCUCCCCGAAGAAGGCGGGAGUUCAGUUGGGACAAGUCAGGUCAGGACAGAACAAACACAUUCUCCUUCCCAAAGAAAAGGACUGUGCCACGGUUUUUCUCAAUGGAUUUGCUAUGGGUGUGUGUGUGUGUGUGUGUGUGUAUGUGUGUGUACGGGGGGUUGGCGGGAGAGGUGGGCGUGCCGCGGUGUCUAUGUAUGAAAGCCAUGUGCGGGAGGACCGGCGGCCACUGGGAGAAGCUUUUACGCACAGCAUCACUUGUCAUUUUCGGCAAUAAUUAACAAUCUUCUAAAGGACGACAUGUUGCUGCUGAGGACGUUCGCCCCCUGGGUGCUGUUGGCCUUCCUCGGGCACCGGGUCUCCCUGUCCUCCGGUGCGCGCAACAAGACCCGCGGGGCGCACGGCGCCGUGAUGGCAGCCUCCUCCGGCAGAGCGCAGAGAAGCGGGAACAAGGGCGCGGCGAGCGGCCGGGGCAAGUUCUCGCUCACGGACGACAAGAUGCGGUGCACGUGGGGGGCGAGCGACUCCGGGGACGCGGUGAGGCUGUCGGUCAAAUGCGAGAACCCGGAGGCGCGCGCCAAGGGCGGGACCACCGACAUGCGGUGUGAAUACGACGCCAAACCCCAGGGCUGCCGGGGCUACCGGUCCGACCGCAAGGGCUUCUGGAAGCAGGUGGCCCGCGCGCUCAAACGACUGCAGGGCAAAGUGUGCCAAGACGAGCGCGCGCUGGUGAAGGCCAGCAUGUGCAAGCGCGCGCCGCGGGACGCGCACUUCAAGCUGGACGUGUCCAGCGCGGUGAGCUCGGCGUCGGGAGGAGACCCGGAGACGCCACCGCCUCGCUCCACCGCCACCGCCCGACCCACAGCCGGACGAGGCUGCACCCGGCGCGCGGACCACCGGCAGACGGCCGAGGAGUACUGCAACAGCUCGUGGGCCAGCGUGUGCUCCUUCCUCUUCUCCAUGAUGCAAAGUGACGACUGUUAGCUGCACUGAUGAAAUGUAGUCGGGGCUAAUUUACCACACACCUUGUGGAGGUUAUACUCAGGUACUGUAAGAAACAUCUGAAGAGCUACUCAUUUCUGUGUUUUACUACUUUGAAGCUCCAUUUCAAACGUAAAUAUUGUAUAUGAAUCAUCAUCAUGAUGUAUGUGACAGCUGUAACUGCUGUCAGCUUAUUUUCAGAUUAAAUUGUCCCUCUAUACAACAUGUCAUGAGAUGAUAAAGAGUCAGAUUAAACUACCCAGCAGUAAAUAAAGUACACCAAAUAUACUUGUAUCCUUGAUACCCAUAAAUCCCCUGUGAUUUUACCUACUACCACACACACAGAAAAACAGGCAGAAUCAGUCACAGAGGGAAAUAUUUUUCAUAAUCUGGAUUAGAAACUAGCCUGUGAUCAACUAUUUGAGCGUGUUGUUCAGUCCACAUCACUACUUCACAUCUUUCAAGUACUUUUAACAUCCUCACGAAAGACUGAAACUAUAACUGCAUGGAGUCUGGAGUUUGUCUAAGACAUUGUUGAUGUUGCCGUGAAUCUUUUCAUCAUUUUGAAUCUUGGAUGUGACAUCAUGUCUCUUUUGUAGGCAGUGAAUUUAAGAUGAAUGUUUACUUGUAAUAGAGUAUUUCUAGUGUGAUUUUUUUUUUUUUUUUGGCGUAAAGAACCGUAAAACUUCUCCAAACCACUGUUCAUCACACAGAACCGAAAAUUUAUGAUUAUAUAGUCCAAUGUUACUCUCUUCUACCUCUGGGCAGCUUAACCAAUCAGCCACUAAUAUCAUAUAAAACACUGCUGUAUUUAUGUACCACAAAUAAAUACUUUAUAUUUUUGUGGCCUGUUGCCUUGAACAAUUAUGAAACUGACAUGACUUUUCAUGGGAAGGGGCAGAUGUACGGACUAAGACCUUUGUGUGCACAUGCUACAGAACAUCUGGAUUGUCAAUGUGAAAAAACUUCUUGUUUCAAACCAAUACAAAUCAACAAAAGCUUCUGUAA